AUGAUAUUGAAUCCCAACCAUACAAUAGUGAGAGAGUUUAUACUGGAAGGGUUCUCAGAACAUGCUAGCCUAAGACUUCUCCUGACUGGCUGCUUCCUGUUCCUCUACACAAUGGCUCUAAUGGGCAACAUUGUGAUAAUUGUUUUGAUCACCUCCAGCACUGGGCUCCACAGUCCCAUGUACUUUUUCCUGUGCAACCUGGCCACUAUGGACAUUGUGUGCACCUCUUCUGUGCUUCCCAAAGCCCUGGUUGGCCUCAUCUCUGAGGAAAACACCAUCUCCUUCAAGGGGUGCAUGGCCCAGCUCUUCUUCCUUCUGUGGUCCUUGUCUUCAGAGCUGCUGCUGCUGACAGUCAUGGCCUAUGACCGCUAUGUGGCCAUCUGCUUUCCCCUGCACUACAGCUCUAGGAUGAGCCCACAGCUGUGUGUAGCUCUGGCUGUGGGAGUAUGGUCCAUCUGUGCUGUGAAUGCAUCUGUACACACUGGCCUGAUGACAAGGCUGUCAUUCUGUGGACCCAACGUCAUCACCCACUUCUUCUGUGAGAUCCCCCCACUCCUCCUGCUCUCUUGUAGCCCCACAUACAUUAACAGCAUUAUGACUCUUGUAGCAGACGCCUUUUAUGGAUGCAUCAACUUCAUGCUAACCCUAUUAUCCUAUGGCUGCAUCAUUGCCAGCAUCCUGCGCAUGCGUUCUGCUGAGGGCAAGAGGAAGGCAUUUUCUACCUGCUCAUCCCACCUCAUCGUGGUCUCUGUGUACUACUCAUCUGUGUUCUGUGCCUAUGUCAGUCCUGCUUCCAGUUACAGCCCAGAAAGAAGCAAAGUUACCUCAGUAUUGUACGCGAUCCUCAGCCCAACCCUGAACCCCCUCAUCUACACACUGAGGAAUAAGGAUGUCAAGCUCGCCCUGGGAAGACUCUUGCCCUCUUUCCCUCAGUAG
This is a messenger RNA of Apodemus sylvaticus (European woodmouse), 936 nucleotides long. Its product is annotated as olfactory receptor 13A1-like. Gene Ontology annotation, molecular function: G protein-coupled receptor activity; olfactory receptor activity. The transcript has a single exon. Gene Ontology annotation, biological process: G protein-coupled receptor signaling pathway. NCBI's taxonomy places the organism in Eukaryota, Metazoa, Chordata, Mammalia, Rodentia, Muridae. Gene Ontology annotation, cellular component: membrane. The record is from RefSeq and is a predicted model, not a curated record. The coding region runs from base 1 to 936 and encodes 311 amino acids.